AUGUGUGGUGCAUUAGUGCAACUGUUGCUUUGUUUCCAAGUGCUGUUUUACAGCUGCUGUGCUGAACUGGUGAAGCAGAAGGAUGUUCCGGCCAUUCUGUUUUCACAUAAACUAUCACCUGGGAUGUUGAAGUAUCAAGAAAAUUACGAGAGUGCUAUGUCUUUACCUUCGAAGUCAUUUGAUAUUAUAGCAGAGGAGUUAUUGAGGAAAUGUAAUUCCGAUGCUAUCAUAUUUGUGAACCAGCCAGGUCUGUGUAAACUAGAUUUCGAAGAAUUUGAAGAUGAAUUCAAGUUUUUGAGGAAGUAUAUCAAGGUGAGUUCUACGUCGUUAAAAUUCGAAAAAGUGAGUGGAUUACACCAAAAUACGUUUCAAAACUUAAUUGAUAUAACUUCUAAGGAAUGUAAUAUCGAUAGGUUCAUGACUUUAAGAGGAAAUAAUACCGACGAUUUUGAGCCCUACAUAGACACUAAUAAAAGAAUCAUAGUAAUAAACUAUCCACCUUUGCCUGAGAACGACUAUGAUCUCCGUAGAAAGCAUAUUAUGGAUUAUGAUUUGUAUCUACGAACAAUACUUGCACAAAUUCCGUCGCCAUAUCAAACUGUGAUUUAUACUUCUUUGGAGCGAAGUCUUGUCCCCAAAGAGGACGUCAUGAAUAAUAUAGAAGUCUUUCCAGGGUUGUUCGAAGAUCUUGCAGAGGAAGAGAAGAAUGAUAGGUUGAAGGAUGAGCCGCCUGCCCCAUUGAAUAAAUUUCGUACUCUAUAUCCUGGCAUGUCUACAAAAUACAUUUCUAUCUUUGAUUCUGGAUUUUUGGAACAAAAUGGUCAGCUGCUUAAAGCUAUUUUCACGUCAUUGGUUGGUUAUAUAAUAUACCAGACCAUCUUGUAUGUGAGAGAGCCCAAAAAAAGUAGGCCAAAUGAUAAGCAUCCAAAGAGGAAGUCACCAGAGAAGCCUGUUACUAAAACUGAAAAAAAAGCAGAAUCUUGUGAGGCUGAGAAGAAAAGAGACUGA
Kazachstania africana CBS 2517 is the source of this 1008-nucleotide messenger RNA. RefSeq names its product Big1p (gene BIG1). The coding region runs from base 1 to 1008 and encodes 335 amino acids. Gene Ontology annotation, cellular component: endoplasmic reticulum membrane. NCBI's taxonomy places the organism in Eukaryota, Fungi, Ascomycota, Saccharomycetes, Saccharomycetales, Saccharomycetaceae. The transcript has 2 exons. The record is from RefSeq and is a predicted model, not a curated record. Gene Ontology annotation, biological process: (1->6)-beta-D-glucan biosynthetic process; fungal-type cell wall biogenesis.